AUGGCGAAAAAGGGAAAAAAGAAUAAUAAAGCCGGAGGGGACAUCUGGGAUGAAGAGUUAGAAAACGAAAUUGACUCGGCCCAAGAGUUUGGAGCCACUCCAGAGCCCGAAGGAUCUGUAUCUACCAGUGAAGAACCGAAAGAAGCUGAGGAAGCUGAUUUUCUUUCGGCCCUAAAAGCAUCCAAGGAUAAGUUAGAGAAAAAAGCAGAGGAUGAGGCUGCCAAGCCAACACUGAAAACCAAGAAGCAGAAGGAAAAGGAAAAGAAGGAGAAAGAAAAGGCAUUGAAGAAAGAGUUGGCAAAGAAGAAGAAGGAACAACAACAGGCACAAAAGGAUUUGGUUAAACAGCAGAAUAAAGAGUUUGCAGAGAAACAGAAGGCUGAAAAAGAUGCUGCUGCUGCUGCUUCUGCUGCUGUCGCCUCUGCUUCGACUUCUCCUGCUCCCGAAUCUGCUCCUGAACUUACUGAAAGUUCCGAACCUGCUCCUACAACUUCUGCUCCUAAGAAGAAGGGAAAGAAGGUCCCUGCUGGUAUUGCUGCGCUUAAACGCCAGCUGGAAUUAAAGAAGCAAGCUGAAGAGGAGGCUGCCGCAUUGGAAGCUGAACAGGCUCGUUUGGCUGCUGAAGAAGAGGCCCGCCUGGCCGCUGAGGAGGCUGCCAGACAGGCUGAACUCAAAGCCAAGGAAGAAGAACUUAGAUUAGAACGGGAAAGGCUGAAGGCUGAGGGCAAAUUGUUAUCCAAGAGACAGCAGCAACAACGAGAGCUGGCAGAGAAGCGUCGAGAGCAAAUGCUGGCCACCGGUAAAUUCAGGGUAGCCGGUCUUCAAAGUGACUCUACUCCCAAACAACCCCCUGCCUAUGCCAAGAGAAAGCCAAACAGGUUCUCUAAAACGGUAGAAACCCCUGCCGAACAGGAAACUCCGGUUAAGGUCGCCGUCAAAGAGGAGUCCACUCAAGAAAAAGAUAGUGAGGAAGAAAAUGCUAUUGCUGAUGACUGGGAAAAGUUAGCUCUUGAAGAAAAUGAUGAGCCAAUUGUUGAUAGUUGGGAAGCUCUAGAAGAUGUUAUCAAGGAUGAGAAAUCCGAAGCAGCAGAAGCGCCUUCAAAGCAACCUUCCAAGGAGGAAGCUCCUAAGGAGACUCCUAAAAAAGUUGAAGAGCAGAAGGCUCCUCAGAAAUUAGCCCCCGAAAAGAAGUCUGCUCCAGUAGAACAGAAGGAAACAAAGCCUAUCAAAGCAGCUUCCAAGAUUGAAGAACUUGAUAAGUCCGGAAAAGUUUCCAAGUCUGCUUCUAAGGCAGCAGAAAAGGAAAGUGACACUUCCAAUCUACGUUCACCAAUUUGUUGUAUCUUGGGACAUGUCGACACCGGUAAGACAAAACUGUUAGACAAGAUUCGUCAAACUAAUGUUCAAGGUGGAGAAGCCGGUGGUAUUACCCAACAAAUUGGUGCUACAUACUUCCCAGUGGAAGCAAUAAAGAAAAAGACUGAAGUCAUGCAGGUAUAUGAAAAACGUAUAUUUGAAGUUCCUGGUCUGUUGAUCAUUGAUACUCCAGGUCACGAGUCUUUCACUAACUUGAGAUCCAGAGGUUCUUCGUUGUGUAACAUAGCCAUUUUGGUUAUAGAUAUUAUGCAUGGUUUGGAACAACAAACUAUUGAGUCUCUGCGUCUACUGCGUGACCGUAAGGCUCCAUUUAUUGUGGCAUUGAACAAAAUUGAUCGUCUUUACGACUGGCAAACCAUCCCCAACAACUCGUUCCGUGACUCUUUCUCUAAGCAGACAAGAAGUGUUCAACAGGAAUUUGAAGAUAGGCUUACCAAGAUCAAGGUUGCUCUUGCUGAGCAAGGUCUGAACUCCGAAUUAUACUUCCAAAACAGAAACAUGGCCAAGUAUGUUUCCAUUGUACCUACAUCAGCUGUUACUGGUGAAGGUGUACCAGAUUUGUUGUGGUUACUUUUGGAAUUAACUCAGAAGAGAAUGAGCAAACAGCUGAUGUAUCUAUCUGAAAUUUCUGCUACUAUUCUGGAAGUCAAGGUAGUUGAAGGUUUCGGUACUACCAUUGAUGUUAUUCUUUCCAACGGUAUCCUGAGAGAAGGUGAUCGUAUCGUGCUCUGUGGUUUGAACGGUCCUAUUGCUACAAAUAUUAGAGCGCUUCUAACGCCGCCCCCAUCUCGUGAGCUACGUAUCAAGUCAGAAUAUAUCCACCAUAAAGAGGUUAAAGCAGCUCUGGGUGUUAAGAUUGCUGCCAAUGAUUUGGAAAAGGCUGUGGCUGGUUCCAGACUGCUGGUUGUCGGACCUGAUGAUGAUGAAGAGGAAUUAAAGGAUACUGUUAUGGAUGAUCUUACAGGUCUUCUGGACUCUGUCGACUCAUCUGGUCACGGUGUUACCGUGCAAGCAUCUACGCUGGGUUCUUUAGAAGCUCUUCUUGAUUUCCUAAAGGAUAUGAAGAUCCCAGUUAUGUCUAUAGGUCUAGGACCAGUUUACAAGAGAGACGUGAUGAAGGCAACAACCAUGUUGGAAAAGGACAAGGAGUACGCUGUCAUGUUAUGCUUCGAUGUUAAAAUUGAUAAAGAAGCUGAACAAUACGCCGACGAACAAGGAAUCAAAAUUUUCAAUGCUGAUGUCAUUUACCAUCUGUUUGAUGCAUUCAGUGCCUAUCAGGCCAAGUUAUUGGAGCAACGUCGUAAGGAUUUCCUUGAGUACGCAAUUUUCCCUUGUGUCUUGAAGACUCUGCAGAUUAUCAACAAACGUCAACCAAUGAUUAUUGGUGUGGAUGUUAUAGAGGGUACAGUCCGUAUUGGAACACCAAUCUGUGCUGUUCGUUUGGAUCCUGAAACCAAGCAAAGAAACAUUAUGGUUUUGGGUAAAGUAACUUCGCUGGAAAUAAACCACAAAGCUGUUGAUUCCGUAAAGAAGGGACAAACUAGCGCCGGUGUUGCCAUGCGUUUGGAUAACCCUUCAGCUGCUCAACCGGUAUGGGGACGUCAUGUCGAUGAGUCAGACACUUUGUAUUCCCUCAUCUCCAGAAAAUCCAUCGACACUCUGAAAGAUCCAGCAUUCCGUGACACUGUGACUAGAGAAGAUUGGCUUCUUUUACGUAAAUUGAAACCUGUCUUUGAUAUUAAAUAG
Molecule: messenger RNA, 3123 nt
Organism: Komagataella phaffii GS115
Lineage: Eukaryota; Fungi; Ascomycota; Pichiomycetes; Pichiales; Pichiaceae
Product: GTPase
Exons: 1
Coding region: 1-3123 (1040 amino acids)
Molecular function (GO): GTP binding; GTPase activity; translation initiation factor activity
Source: RefSeq, a predicted model, not a curated record